Iphiclides podalirius (scarce swallowtail) is the source of this 288-nucleotide messenger RNA. The record is from the annotation of a GenBank genome assembly. NCBI's taxonomy places the organism in Eukaryota, Metazoa, Arthropoda, Insecta, Lepidoptera, Papilionidae.
AUGUUUACAGUAUACGGCGCGAAGCGCGAACAAUGCGUUAAAUCGCAAAUACGAUACAAACACCGCCGCGGCGGAGAGAAAACCGCCUCCGUCGGUGCACCGACGGAGGCGACGUACGCAGACAAAGCCGCGACGGAGCGAGUCGUCGUACUCCCCCAAAUUAGUCCUGCGCCGGGGGCGCUGACCCCGCUCCAUGCCACGCGCACCACCGCACACGCACCCGACACAAACAGCUGCUCCGGCCAUAGAUUCAGACAAACAAAACAAACAACGCCAUCGGACCAGUCA